Molecule: messenger RNA, 1068 nt
Organism: Ilyonectria robusta
Lineage: Eukaryota; Fungi; Ascomycota; Sordariomycetes; Hypocreales; Nectriaceae
Exons: 2
Source: RefSeq, a predicted model, not a curated record
CCGCUUGAUGGCGUGAAUGAUGCUCGAUUUCAGACCUUGUGUCGGAUUCUCUGGGGCUGGACAUCGUGUACUACCUGCUCUACUGCCAAGCCAUGUGAAGGGCAAGAAUGCCCACAACGCCGACUUCUGCGACUUGAGCCAUUCUUCCGAUAUUACGAAGAAGUCGCAGGAUCAUACGUCCCAGAAUCGUUUAUGCCUGAUGCUCCACGGGCGUUGAGAAGCCAUGAAGACUUGUUUCAAAUCAUUGAGCUUUUGCAGGAACGGCCAUCUGCUCCUCGAAACGAACUAUCGACAUCGUACUUCGCUAUCAGAAGCAAUGGAAAUGGACAGCUCCCCUCGCUAGACGACCAACAUCGGGCCUUUAACUUGGCUUUGAGGGUCCUUCUCAUGGUCAGUUGCUGUGUCGAAAACCAGAGCGGAGGUCUCUUGGAAUCUGGAAGAGAACCAUGUGUCUGGAGAAGCGAUCAAUCCGUGGCUGACUUUACGACGUCCACCUUUCCAUUCAGGGAGCAUCCAAGUCUGGAUGGAGGGUGUGAAUCGCCUAUCGACAUAAAAUCAGAGUUAUCAGCAAUUAAGCUCAAACGAAUUGCUGGUCUGAAGAUCCAAGGAACAACAGAGCUGCGAGAUCACUUGAGAUUAGAUCAGAAAACGGGGGUAUUGGAGAUUUAUCACCUCACUAGCGUGUUACGAGAACACCUCAGAUCGUCGGUUCUCGAAGGGCCGGGAAUUAUACCACGACAACUGGCUCUUGAAACCCUACAAUCUCUGCGUAUUCUCUUCCCUUUGGACUCGGAUUCUCAGUCGUUACUUCGGUCGCUUGUGUCGAAAGAACUUUUCGAUCCCGAUUGCUUGCGCUUUGGCACUACGUCGUAUCAGCGACAGAAUGAAUCCGAGACAAGCUACUGGUUUUGGGGGUCUCGGCUUAUGGAUCUAUUUGACGAAAUUGAAAACCCUAAACCUCGAAGUUGGUUGGAAGUUUGGAUGGACAAAAGAAGUAAAGCAAGACACGUGAUGAUGGCGACACUUAUAGGUGUUAUUAUAGCUGUUUUAUUAGGCAUAUUUGGGCUU